Messenger RNA from Anopheles marshallii, 1122 nucleotides. It is a transcript of the gene Su(P), whose product is annotated as prostaglandin E synthase 2. Lineage: Eukaryota; Metazoa; Arthropoda; Insecta; Diptera; Culicidae. The transcript has 4 exons. Gene Ontology annotation, molecular function: prostaglandin-E synthase activity. Gene Ontology annotation, cellular component: mitochondrion. The record is from RefSeq and is a predicted model, not a curated record. Bases 1 to 1122 code for a protein of 373 amino acids.
AUGGCAACGUUCCGUUUGGGUGCAAUUGCAUCCAUUGCGACGAGGUUACCCCACCAAAAUGUGGCCAAACUGCAGCGAAUAAACCUCGUCCGUCGAUUCGCUACCGGAGCAGCACCGAAAAAACCUACCAGCACACUGGGGCUGGCGCUAAAGGGGAUGGCAGUCGGUGCGCUGGUGGGUACCGGAUGGUCCGGCUACAAUUUCUUCAAAGGUGGUCCUACCGAUCAUAUGCUGCAUGAGCAUGUGGGACCGAAGGUUCUCGACAAGCUGCCGGAUGUAAAAAUAAUGCGCAAAGUCGUCAAUCCGAAGGACGAUUCUGAACUGGAUUUGGUGCUGUUCCAGUUUCAAACGUGUCCCUUCUGUUGUAAGAACGAUCUAGGAGGCAUUUUAUGGAUGCAGCAGCGAGCACUACUUCAGCCCCAGGUUCUGUGUCCGAAAUGUGCUGGGGAUAUGCGGUUGAAGCGGUAUAAGGGCAUCGAUGGAUACAGCUUUCUCCGAGACAAAAAGCAAGAUAUUGGAGAACUCGCUAAAUACUACCCUUCGAUAUCGUACGAAAAUGAUGCCGGCCGGAAAGUGUUCGAUAUCAUGAACAAAUACUUCCUGAUGUUCCAAGAAAAGAAGGUCGACAAUCGUUCGAAGGAAGAGCAAGAGGAGGAACGCAAAUGGCGUGCUUGGGCGGACGAUCAUCUAGUGCAUUUGAUUUCCCCCAACGUAUAUCGCACGAAGGACGAGGCACUGGAAACGUUCGAGUGGUUUUCCGAUGUGGGCGAAUGGAACGUACACUUUCCGAAGUGGGAACGAGAUCUAAUGGUUUACGUCGGUGCAUUCGCAAUGUGGGGUAUCAGCAAACGGCUGAAGAAACGGCACCAGCUCAGUGACGAUGUCCGUUCGCACAUAUACGAUGCGUGUGAUCGAUGGAUUGGUGAAAUUGAAAAGAAGAAAACCGUCUUCCAUGGUGGCUCGCAGCCGAAUUUGGCCGAUCUGGCCGUGUUUGGCGUGUUGAACAGCAUGGAAGGAUGUCAGGCCUUUAAGGAUUGUUUGGAAAAUUCCAAAAUUGGUCCUUGGUUUUAUGCGGUGAAGGAAAGGGUGCUGAAAAACCGAGGUAAUGCGAUGUACAAGUAA